AUGGGUAUUUGUUGCAGUUGUUUCGGGGAUGCACACGACGAUGCAAGCGUAAUGCCCAUCGCAGAUAAUGAGCGGGAAGCUGUGACCUCUUUGCUUGGCUACCUUGAGGACAAAGACCGGUUUGAUUUUUACAGCGGCGGGCCAUUAAAAGCACUCACAACUUUGGUAUACUCAGAUAACCUGAACCUACAACGUAGUGCAGCACUUGCUUUUGCGGAAAUCACCGAAAAAUACGUGCGACCUGUGAACCGCGAAGUGUUGGAGCCCAUUCUAAUUUUGCUGCAGAGCAGCGACUCACAAAUACAGGUCGCUGCUUGUGCGGCUCUGGGGAAUCUGGCUGUCAAUAAUGAGAACAAGAUUUUGAUUGUUGACAUGGGCGGUUUGGAACCUUUAAUCACGCAAAUGUUGAGUAGCAACGUCGAGGUGCAGUGUAAUGCGGUCGGAUGCAUCACAAACUUGGCCACGCAGGACGAUAACAAAGCCAAGAUUGCCACAUCUGGAGCCUUGGUACCCUUAACGAAGCUCGCGAAGUCCAAGAAUAUCCGUGUGCAGAGAAAUGCGACCGGUGCCUUACUAAACAUGACACACUCAGGUGAAAAUAGACGUGAACUUGUCAAUGCAGGUGCAGUACCGGUUUUGGUCUCUCUGUUGUCCUCUGUGGACGCGGAUGUGCAAUACUACUGUACCACUGCUCUUUCGAAUAUUGCGGUUGAUGAAUCCAAUCGUAAAAAGCUUUCUCAAACGGAACCCAGGUUGGUUUCAAAACUUGUUGCCCUCAUGGACUCGCAAUCUGCCCGAGUUAAAUGCCAAGCGACUUUGGCUUUGAGAAAUCUGGCUUCGGAUACCGGCUACCAAUUAGAGAUUGUUCGUGCUGGCGGACUGCCCCAUCUGGCCAAACUUAUCCAGAGCGAUUCUAUGCCGUUGGUGCUGGCCAGUGUGGCGUGUAUUAGAAAUAUUUCUAUUCAUCCGUUGAAUGAAGGGCUAAUUGUGGAUGCUGGCUUCCUCAAACCUUUAGUUAAACUUCUGGAUUUCAAAGCUUCUGAGGAGAUACAAUGUCACGCCGUUUCCACUCUGAGAAACUUGGCCGCAUCUUCUGAGAAAAACAGACAGGAGUUUUUCGAAAGCGGUGCAGUUGAGAAAUGUAAAGAAUUGGCUCUCGAUUCGCCUAUUAGUGUACAGAGCGAGAUAUCGGCAUGUUUUGCCAUUUUAGCUCUUGCUGAUAACUCGAAAAUCGAUCUGUUGGAUUCAAAUAUAUUGGAGGCUCUGAUACCAAUGACUUUCUCUAAGAACCAAGAGGUUUCUGGAAACGCAGCGGCAGCCCUAGCAAACCUGUGCUCAAGGAUCAAUAAUUAUACAAGAAUCGCAGAAUCCUGGAAAACACCGGGAGAUGGUAUUGGUGGGUUCUUGAUAAGAUUUUUGCGCAGUGAAUAUCCUACGUUCGAGCAUAUCGCCCUUUGGACCAUUUUGCAGCUUCUGGAGAGUCACGAUGAAACUGUAUUAAGACUCAUCAAAGACAACAAGGAAAUUAUCAGAAGCAUAAGGCACUUGUCUGACGUAAAUUUUGAAAGUGCACAAAAGGCUUCUGUUGCCAUGAGUUCUCACAAUGGGUCAGGCUCGGCCUCUGAGCAAUUCGAUAACGCAAGUCUCGAACUGUAUAACAUCACGCAGCAAAUCAUUCAAUUUAUAGAUUGA
Molecule: messenger RNA, 1692 nt
Organism: Lachancea dasiensis
Lineage: Eukaryota; Fungi; Ascomycota; Saccharomycetes; Saccharomycetales; Saccharomycetaceae
Source: the annotation of a GenBank genome assembly